Molecule: messenger RNA, 3254 nt
Organism: Eublepharis macularius
Lineage: Eukaryota; Metazoa; Chordata; Lepidosauria; Squamata; Eublepharidae
Gene: AGFG2
Product: ArfGAP with FG repeats 2
Exons: 12
Coding region: 67-1410 (447 amino acids)
Molecular function (GO): GTPase activator activity
Source: RefSeq, a predicted model, not a curated record
GCGGGUGGGCGGCAGGCGGCGCCUGCGCAGUGCCGGCGAGCGGCUGAGGGGCGAAGGUUGGCGUCGAUGGCGGCGGCCGGGUCCGGGUCCGGGUCGGGCGCGAGGAAGCCCGGCUCCCCGCGGGACGCCGAGUCGGAGGUCUGGUCGCGCCGCGUGAGGGAGCUGGUCGGCGCCGAGCCCGCCAACCGGCUGUGCUUCGAGUGCGGCCAGCGCGGCGUCACCUACGUCGACAUCACCAUCGGCAGCUUCGUCUGCACCGGCUGCUCCGGGGCGCUCCGUGGCCUGAACCCCCCUCACCGGGUCAAAUCGAUCUCCAUGACAACCUUCACAGAGAGUGAGGUACAGUUCCUCCAAUCCCGUGGGAACCAGGCCUGUCGAAAGAUCUGGUUGGGCUCUUUUGACUCGCGGACGUCUCUGCUUCCGGAUUCCCAGGAUCCUCAGAAGGUGAAGGAGUUUCUUCAGGAGAAAUAUGAGAAGAAGCGAUGGUACAUCAUGCCAGAGCAAGGCAAAGGCGUGGCUUCAUUGGCUACCCAGGGCUCCACUGCAGAGGUCAAGACACUGCUGGGAGAUUCAGGGCCGUUGGUGACAGCGGCCAAGCCUGCCCAGGUUGUGGUCAAGGCCCAGCCGCAAGGCCCACAGCCAGCCAAGAAAGCCAGCAUGGACCUCCUUGCUGACAUUGGGGGAGACCCCUUUGCGGCUCCUCAGUCUGGACCAGCCUUUUCCGCCUUCCCUGCCUUUGGGGGCCAGGGGCCAACCCACACCACUUUUGCCAGUUUUGAUGCCUUUGGCAGAAGUCCCGCAGCAUCAGCAUUUGGGGACCCGUUGCCCUCCAGCCACAGCCCUUUCCAGAGCCAGCCGAUUGUAGCAGGAGGCACCCACAUGGGCGGAUUUCCUGCUUCCCCAGCUGGCCAGUCAGGAGUGAGCAUAUCAGAAAUGGGUGGAGCAUUCACAGUGGGAGGAGUCCCAAGCAGUGUCUUUGGUCCCCAGAGCCAGCCGCCUCUUUUGCCCCCACCCAGUGCAGCCGCUGCUUUUGGGGCCUCCACCAAUCCCUUCGCGACGUCUGCUGUUGCCCAGCCCACAUUGCCUUCAACGAACCCUUUCCAAACGAACGGCUUGGCCCCAGGUACCUUUGUGGUGGGCACCCCCAGCAGCUUCUCUGCCUCCCCUCUCUCUGGUGUCUUGGCUUCUCCCUUGCAGCAGCAGCAGCAUCAGUUCCAUCCACAAGCUUUGCUGGGGCAACAGCAAAAUGGGGGGUCCCCUUUCAGUGGAUUUCCUGUAACCAAAGCUGGACAGAGGCCCCUCGGACAGCCAGUUGGCAUUUCAACCAACCCAUUUGUGGCGCCGAUGGCCACAGCGCCGCCCGUCCCCUUUGCUGUGGGGAAAUACCCUCCCACCAAUCCGUUCUUAUAGCACUGGCGGCAGCAGAUGCUGGAGGACUGCCCCCUCCUUUCGCCUCUCUCUCUGUCGGAGCGCCUCCUGCCACGCAGGCACUUUUCUCUUGUCUGUCGCUGCCUCUGCCUGGACGGGGAUGGGAGUGAAGAGCUUUCACUGUUGGCUGCUUAAGAGAGGGCCUGGCUCAGAGCAGUGCAUGAUGGGAUUUGUAAUGGAGCUGGGGGCUUGCUGGAAAUCCAGCAGCAAUGCAUGCUGGGAGAAAGAUGGCAGAGAGGGCAGUGAUGGCUCAAACGAGCACUUUGAGAGAGGCUGGAGAAGCUCCCCUCCCCCUGCAGUGCAUGCUGGGAUGUAAGGGCAAGGUGAGGCCGUCGGCAUGUGGCAGCCCGUGCCGAGAGAAGGGGACUCCCUGGGGACUCUCUGUCGCUCCAGCCUCCGAGCUUCCUCUUCAGCCACCCCUUUCCAGUCUCCCAGCAGCCCUUGCUGUUGGCACUACUGGAUUGCUGAGGGACACGGUUCACUGUGGCUGCUGCUUGGCCUCCUGCCUGGGCCCCUCUGAGUGAGCUCCACUGCGUGGGUCUUUAGCCAGAGGUUGGGAGAAUAAGCCCCACAGAACUUGCCGUGGGAGGUGGGCUUCUUGCUUUGAUCUGUCCACCCCCUCCGCUCCUUUUUCUCACUCGUAAAUUGCACUAACUGAAAGGCACCGAGCAGUCGAGUGUUCACCGGAAUUUCCGCAGCACCCCUGCAUGCACGCAAGCCAGGGAAGGGAGCAAUCACGUCCUGAGGGCAGCCCGGCCCACGCCCGAGUCUGCAUGGCUUCUGAAGCAGGGCUCACCAGUCCCCAUCGCAGCCACUUCAAGCCUAGCUUCUGACCACAAGCCCUGCCUUGUGCUCUGUUGCGAUGGCCCUGGGCUCAGGCACACCAGAGAGGGUGCCGUGGGCAUGCCUUCGGAUAAAUGUGCCCUGCCUACCUCCUGCUUCUGGGCAAAGCUCUCAAGUGUGCAAAGCUGGAUGCUGCUGCAGGGGGCUCUGCCCCCCCACCCCGGCCUGUCCUCGUCCUGCUCAAUUUCCCCCCCUGCCCUGUGGCCUGGCAUACACACUGCACCAGUUACAAGAAGAGGAUUCAUUCCCUAUAUGAAAGCCCUCUUAGAAAAGCCCCAGACUGGCUUGAAGGGGGAAAGGGUGAGGGGCUGUUUCCCUCCCUCCUUCCUCUAAGGGUUCCACCCCCCUGAGAAUUGCCAGCGCUCCUCCGCCUCUACCUCCUGCAGCCACUCCCAGUUUCCCAGUUCUCAGCUCAGAGAGAACAAGAGAACCCCCCUGGGGGCAUCUUCGGCCACACCCUUCUCAAACAGUGCCUCUUGGAUCCAGGUUCCAGAAGCUGAGUUUAUAGUGCUUAGUGCAAAAGCUGCCUUCUGUGAUUUCAGGAAAUCUGAUCAGACUUCAAUUUUGUGAACUUAAUUUCUACUUGAGAGUAGGAACUUUUUCAGCAGAAGUGGGUGGAAAUGUUAGGCGUUUGGAGCAGAAAAUUGGGGCUUUCCUAAGAAAAUUGUUUUAAAAAUUUUGUUUGCUUGGUUUAAUUUGCCGCACCUCCCCUUUGUUGUGUUUUCAUGGUGUGAUUUCAGGACUCCUGCCUGUCCUGGCUCCACACCUAGGCUGGGGCAGUUUUUUUUGGGGGUAACCUCCCCAGAAAGAGGGAGGAUGUUCCACAUUCAAGACUGGAAUUUCUAUUUUCAAAAAGAAAAGUGUGGAUUACGUUUUUAAAGAUAUAUAUGUAAAUCUAUAUACUCAAACUAUAUAUAUACACACGCACACAAUGUUGCACUCAAAAUGUCUGGAAAAAUCUAUAUGAAAAUCUCUAAAAAUCA